Messenger RNA from Fragaria vesca subsp. vesca, 804 nucleotides. RefSeq lists its product as uncharacterized. The coding region runs from base 3 to 488 and encodes 161 amino acids. NCBI's taxonomy places the organism in Eukaryota, Viridiplantae, Streptophyta, Magnoliopsida, Rosales, Rosaceae. The transcript has 2 exons. The record is from RefSeq and is a predicted model, not a curated record.
CAAUGGCAACCCCUCGCUCACUCUGCCGUACCCUCCGCCCCUUCUCCACCACCACCAGACCCUCUCACCGCCAUUUCUCCGAUCCCACCUCCUUAAUUGGGAGCCGCGUCCCCCAGGACAAGGCAAAGCUAGCAGAGCUGCGGAGAUAUUACAACCUACUGGCGCUGCGCAGAGACUACGUGAAGCAUGUGAAGGAGGUCCGCAUCAAGUCCCUCAUGGAGGUUGAGCUCAUGAGGCUCGAGAUGCUCCGCGUCGACGAGGCCCGUCAAGAAGCCCUGAACGAGCAGACCAGGAGGCUCAAGGCUGAGGCCGCUCGGCUUCGCGCCCAAAAGCGGGAAGCCGCCAAGCAGCAGCAGGAACAAACCCUCUUGAAACAGAAAGCUGAAAAACUUGAGAAUUUGAAGAAGAAGGGAAUGCUAAGGGAAGAGAAGAAAAAGGAGAAGAAUCAACUGCUGCGCCAGAGUUCCUCUGGGAUCAAGGAACCAUAACUGGAAAAGAAGAUCUAGAUGGCAUUGUUGAUAGUUGGUACCAUGACCGUUCUGAGUCCUUUUCAUUUCCGAUAUAUGCAAAUUAGUCUAUAGUGUCACCAUAUGAACAAGAUAAUCAGGACUGUGUUUCUACCUGAUCCAAAUAUUAUUCUUUCAUCCCCCCAAUAAUAUUCAGACCAAAGUUGUUUCUUUGUUCAGUUUAUAGAACUAUCGAAUGAUGUUCAAACUUAAAAGAGGGAUUCUCAUCAUGAUUCCCUCGGCAAUGUUGCAAAUUGCUAGCAAACAUGAAAGCAUCAGAUAAUCAACUAGUUUUACU